UUAUGAUAGUUCUUGUUAAUAAUAAUAUACUUUUGACGAGAUAAGAAGAAGUAACAUGUUAACAAUGGCGUCAAAUUUAUGCUAUAAUUCUUCUUCCUCUCUUUCUAUAAAUACCAAACCUCCAUUUCUUUCGCAACAACAUCACACGUUCCUUUCUCGCAUUUAUCCAACACUAAUAUUUCUCAAACACAAAAAUCAGAUCUCAAUCUCUAUUUCUGAUUUCAGAAUUCGCAAACACUAUUCAAAUCCACCGUUUCCACUAAUUACUUCUUUUAAGAGAAGAGAGGAAGAGGUUGAAGAAAUGACAAUCAAAUCGACAGUUAGGGUUUCCGACGGGAAACUAAUGGUGAAGGAUAAGACAAUACUAACCGGAGUGGCGGAGAACGUGACCGAGACAUCGGCGGCGACUUGCGGACCGGUGGACGGAGUUUUUUUAGGAGCGGAAAUGGAUAAUGAAGAUAGCAGACACGUGGUUUCUCUCGGAAGACUAAACUCCGUUAGAUUCAUGGCGUGUUUCCGUUUCAAACUAUGGUGGAUGGCACAAAAAAUGGGAGAUAAAGGAAGCGAAAUUCCAUUAGAAACUCAAUUUUUAUUGGUUGAAACCAAAGAUGGGUCCCACCUUGAAUCAAAUAGUAUCAUCUACACCGUUUUCCUUCCUCUUAUUGAAGGUUCAUUCAGAGCUUGUCUUCAAGGAAACGCUUCUAAUGACAAGCUUGAACUCUGUCUCGAAAGCGGUGACGUAGAUACCAAAACAACGACGUUUUCUCAUGCUCUGUUCAUCAGUGCCGGCACUGAUCCCUUCGCCACAAUUCACAACGCCUUCACUGCUGUUAGAAACCACCUCAACACUUUCCGUCUCCGUCAUGAAAAGAAGCUUCCCGGAAUAAUCGAUUAUUUUGGAUGGUGCACGUGGGAUGCGUUUUAUCAAGAGGUUACACAGGAAGGAGUUGAGGAUGGUUUACAGUCUCUCUCCGCCGGUGGAGCGCCGCCGAAGUUUGUCAUAAUCGACGACGGUUGGCAGUCCGUCGCCGGCGACACCAAGGAAAAUGGUUCGGAUAAUCCACCACUGCAGAGGCUUACAGGGAUAAAAGAAAACCCUAAAUUUCAGAACAAGGAGGAUCCUGAAUUAGGGAUAAAAAGCAUUGUAAACAUUGCAAAAGAGAAACACGGUGUGAAAUACGUUUACGUAUGGCACGCUAUAACAGGUUACUGGGGAGGGGUUCGACCGGGGAUGAAAGAAACGGAAGAAUACGGUUCAGUGAUGAGUUACCCCAACAUUUCAAAGGGAGUUAAAGAGAAUGAACCCACGUGGAAAACCGAUCCACUAGCGGUUCAAGGUUUGGGUUUAGUAAACCCAAGUAAGGUUUUUAACUUCUACGAUAAUUUACAUAAGUACCUCUCUUGGGCCGGUAUAGACGGUGUUAAAGUUGACGUACAAUGUAUUUUGGAGACACUGGGUUCGGGCUUAGGUGGUAGAGUUGAAUUAACGAAACAGUAUCAUCAGGCUCUUGAUGCUUCUAUUUCUAGGAACUUCCCUGAUAACGGUUGCAUCGCGUGCAUGAGUCAUAAUACUGAUGCACUUUAUUAUUCAAAACAAACGGCUGUUGUUAGAGCUUCUGAUGAUUUCUAUCCACGUGAUCCUGUUUCACAUACCAUUCAUAUUGCUUCGGUUGCAUACAAUAGUAUUUUCCUUGGGGAGUUUAUGCAGCCAGAUUGGGAUAUGUUUCACUCGCUUCAUCCCGCGGCUGAGUAUCACGCUUCGGCCCGGGCUAUAAGUGGCGGGCCUGUUUAUGUUAGUGAUAAGCCUGGGAGUCAUGAUUUUGAUUUGUUGAAAAAGAUGUUGUUGCCGGAUGGGUCGGUGUUACGGGCCCGUUUACCUGGAAGGCCCACUGCGGAUUGUUUGUUUAAUGAUCCGGCCCGUGAUGGGGUGAGUUUGCUUAAGAUAUGGAACAUGAAUGCUUACGGUGGGGUGCUGGGAGUGUAUAAUUGCCAAGGUGCUGCUUGGAGUGUUACAGAGAGGAAGAAUGCUUUUCACCCAACGGAUUCCGCUGCUAUUACUGGCUACGUUAGAGGCCGUGACGUUCAUCUUAUUUCCGAGGCCGUUGCUGGAGAUGGCAGUGAUUGGAACGGUGAUUGUGUUUUCUACGCUCACCAUUCUCGUGAGCUUGUGGUUCUUCCACAUAAUGUUGCUAUGCCGUUGACCUUGAAGGUGUUGGAACAUGAGGUGUUUGUUGUUUCGCCUGUUAAGGUUUUGAGUAAUGGUCACAGGUUUGCACCUAUUGGGCUUGUGAACAUGUUCAAUGCUGGUGGAUCUGUUCAGGGGCUUGUGUACGAGGAUGGGUUGGUUGGAGUUCAUUUGGAGAUUAAGGGGUGUGGCAAGUUUGGUGCUUAUUGUUCGGUUAGACCAACAAGGUGUUUGUUGGAAGAUAGUGUUGUUGAUUUCGAGUAUGACAAUGAUUCUGGGUUGCUGAGUUUUGCUAUAGAUCAUUUGCCAAAAGAGGGACAUGUUCACCACGUUAAGAUUGAGUUAUGACUUGUUAAUUGUCUUGUUAAUUAGGCUUAAAGUAGCUUUAUAUAACUAGUGCUAUUUCUUUUGCUGUAUACCGAGAUGAGAAGAGAGGAGAGGGUUUUCAAUAAUUUAAUUUCCUAUUUAUUGUGUUUUCACAUCCAUCAUUGUUUGUACUAGUUGUGAUUUGUUGUUGUGUAUCAUUCAUUAUUGAUGAGCCCUCCGUUUAUGAAAUUCCACAAGAGACGAUACUACUAUUUUGUUUGAAAUCAAAA
This is a messenger RNA of Cicer arietinum (chickpea), 2781 nucleotides long. NCBI's taxonomy places the organism in Eukaryota, Viridiplantae, Streptophyta, Magnoliopsida, Fabales, Fabaceae. The record is from RefSeq and is a predicted model, not a curated record.